AUGGAGCGGCCCACUGUAGUGCCCCUAGCAGUCCACCUACCGAAUGAGCAGAUAGUUACGUUCCCUGCUAACGCUACCACUGCAGAGUUAUCAGCCCGCCUGGAGCGAUCUGUAACUACGCUUACGGCGUUCUUCCAGCGCAACGCUGACCAUGAGUAUGGCUGUGAGGUCCUAUAUCAGGACUAUCCAUCCCAGUUUGUUUGGCACCUCCCGUCACGGACCUGGCACGUGCGUCAGCGCGGCACUGCGAUUGGCCGCAUGUACUUUUGCAGCCCGCUACAGGGUGAACAGUUCUAUCUACAGCUUCUCUUGACUACCGUACGGGGUCCACAGUCCUACGCGGACCUGCGUACCUUUAGCGGCACAGAGUAUCCUACUUUCCAGGCCGCCGCAGCUGCCCGCGGGUUACUGCUACACGAUGGAGACUGGGUAGCCUGCUUCCAGGACGCCGUUACGUUUGCCACAGGCCAGGCGUUACGGUACUUCUUCGUUGCUGCUCUCUUAAAUAGGCCUGUUACAGAUCCAGCUGCUAUCUGGGCAGCCUUCCAGGCGGAUUUGUGUGACGACUUACCUGAGGCUGCUGCUGCCCUGCUAGUAUCCGCAGAUCCAGACGCGUACCUUGACUACGGCCUGUAUCUGAUAGAAGGGCUGCUGGCAGAGUCUGGCAAACGUCUUACGGAUUUCUCACUCCCUGCGUGCCAGUUCAACUGGGGAGUACGGCUGCAGAAUCAGCUUCUUGCCGCUGAGCUGGCCUACGAUACAGACGGGCAGGACACUGCCUUCUGGGACACUGUUACAGGGCUGAAUAUAGACCAGCGCGCCGUAUUUGAUGCCGUUACUGCCGCUAUUGAGGCUGACCACAGCACUGCCCACUUCUUUGUACAGGGCCCAACAGGCACAGGCAAGACGUUCCUCUGGCGCUGUAUAUGUGCCUACUAUCGCUCUACAGGCCGGGUGGUCCUGUGCGUUGCGUCGUCGGGUAUAGCUGCUGUCCUGCUGCCCGGCGGCCGCACUGCCCACUCCCGUUUCCGGAUCCCGUUGGAUAUCCACGACGAUUCCAUCUGCCCUGUUGCUCCAGGCUCGGAGCUUGGGCGGCUGCUGCAGGCCGCUACUCUAGUUAUCUGGGACGAGGUGCCUAUGCAGCACCGUUACUGCUUCGAGGCAGUCCACCGUAUGCUGCAGGACGUCCGUAGCUCCCCUGCCCUGUUUGGCGGCCUCCCUGUAAUUGCCAGCGGCGAUUUUGCCCAGAUCCUACCCGUCGUCCGCCGGGGCCAGCGGCCUGCCAUCGUCAACGCCUGCCUGCAGCAGUCUACGCUCAUAUGGCCGCACAUGACCGUACUGCACCUGCGUCAGAAUAUGCGGGUGCUAUCUGGGGCUGACAACACCUGUUUUGCAGCCUGGUGCCGGGGACUGGCUACCCGUGAGAUGGAUGGCCUGAUCUCCAUCCCAGACUGGAUGACCGUCUACUACAGCCUACAGGGCUUCCUGGAUCACGUCUAUCCGCCGCACCUCCUCCAGCAGGCUGCUGCGGACUAUCAGGUCCUCAACGGCCGUGCUAUACUGGCCGUACGGAACGACGCAGUAGCUGUAAUCAACGCCGCAAUGCUUGCUGCCUUCCCUGGUGAGCUAGUAGAGCUGGUUGCAGUGGACUCUGCUGAGGUUGAGGACAAUACAACACAGGAUCUGCCUCCCGUAGAGCUGCUGCAGUCCUUUGAGCCCCCGUCACUGCCCCCGUCACGCCUUCUGCUCAAGGUAGGCGUACCAAUAAUGCUUCUACGGAACCUGUACCCAAGCCAGGGGCUCUGCAACGGUACCCGUUUAGCGGUUACACAGAUAUCCUCCCGCUGUAUCCAGGCCCGCAUCCUAUCUGGCGAGUUUGCAGGCCAGCUCCGCCUGCUGCCACGUAUCAGGCUCACUUCAACCAGUAGAGAGCUCCCGUUUAUCGUCAGCUGGGUCCAGUUUCCAGUUCGCCUCUCCUUUGCAAUCACUGUAAACAAGUCACAGGGCCAGUCACUCUCUGUUGUAGGCGUUGAUCUGCGUCACGCUGUGUUUACACAUGGCCAGCUAUACGUAGCUAUGUCCCGUGUAACUACACUUGCAGGCCUGUCAAUCCUGCUGCCAGCACCUGAUACUAGCGAUGAGCCAUCCCGUACGGUCCCUAAUAUCGUAUACCCAGAGGUGCUCCUGUAG
Molecule: messenger RNA, 2190 nt
Organism: Ascochyta rabiei
Lineage: Eukaryota; Fungi; Ascomycota; Dothideomycetes; Pleosporales; Didymellaceae
Exons: 1
Coding region: 1-2190 (729 amino acids)
Biological process (GO): telomere maintenance; DNA repair
Molecular function (GO): DNA helicase activity
Source: RefSeq, a predicted model, not a curated record